This is a messenger RNA of Bactrocera neohumeralis, 680 nucleotides long. RefSeq lists its product as uncharacterized. The transcript has 3 exons. The coding region runs from base 315 to 680 and encodes 121 amino acids. The record is from RefSeq and is a predicted model, not a curated record. NCBI's taxonomy places the organism in Eukaryota, Metazoa, Arthropoda, Insecta, Diptera, Tephritidae.
UCAACUCUGUGUACAGUUGAUUUUUUUCACAUUUUCCAAUAAAUUCAUCCAGGUAAAUAUGUUUAUAAUAUUAGUUGAGCCUUUAGCCUUCGACACACAAAAGAAAUUUUGCACGAAUUUACAUUGUGUUCAUUAUCCACCGCCAUUUUGCAAAUAUGAGCGUUUGGGGAAUCUCGGGCUAGUUUUUUACAUUUGACAUGCUAACUUCAUAUAUUUGACGUGUAUAAGUGAUUUUUCGUGCAGAAUUUCAACAACACAAUAGUUUUUCAACAUUUCCUGAUAGUUUCGUGCUCCGAAAAAUUUUUUUAGUCAUUAUGCCGCGGUACUAUCCCAAACAAGAGAAAAUUGUUGAUUUCGACAACAUUUUGGAGGCGAUCAAGUCGGUGAAAAUACAUCACAACAGCGUUCGACAAUCUGCGACGGCACACAAAAUUCCGAGGACCAACCUGAUGCGUUAUAUUGCAGCAUUUGAUGGUGCGAGCAUCGACGUUACUACUGCCAAUGCCGAUGUAAUGAAGAAUUUGCUGGCUGAAAGCACGACGAUGGGCACAAAAACAAUCUUCAACAUCGAACAAGAGAAGGCGCUGAUAAGCUACAUUCUCCAGGCCAGCGACAUCAACUAUGGAAUUAGUUUGAUGGAGCUUCGUAAGCUCGCGUAUGAAUUUGCUCGGAAAAUUUGA